UUGCACUAUGAACAAGAAUGGCAAUAACUAAAACAAUCCCCAGACUCAAGAGUGACUGACCUUCCGUGCGUGUGCUAUGUAGCGCUUUUCCCAGGUAAGAAUGCUAGUUGGCCAACCAUUUAAUUUUCCUGCGGAGUCCGGAAGCGGGUGUCCCUGAGUUGCAAAUCGGAAUUUAUAAACAGGGCUCUCCUUGAGAUGUUCUCAGGGUUUCAGAAGUGGGAUGACUACGAGGACGAGUUGUACCAGGACGAUGAAGACUCGAGUUUGUCUGACACUAACAGUGAGCUGGAGUUCCAGCUUUAUUCCCAACUGCACUACAGCGCUGAGAUCCAAGAGGAUCCCGAGGACUCGAGAGAGGUCCAGUCAUCAGUACCACCGACUCGAACACAGCAGAAACCCUUGCCUCCUGCUCCACCUGUAGAUGUUAUCGUGAUUGACUCUGGCACAGAUGCCAUCACGGUGUCAGACAACACGGAGGACGAUGACAGCGUCUGUAAUAGAAAGGGUCAAUCGUCAUCAAAACUUUGGAACAGGAAGUUGCAGACCCAUAGCUUGCUUUCGCCCUCUCUGCCACAAGUUCAAGCAAGAAGGAGCUCCCCAGUUGAUGUUGUUGUGUUGAAUUCUGAUUCAGACGACUCUUCUGAAUCUGUACCUCCUUUUGUGGAGGAUCUGGAUUCGGACUCGGAUGGGACGGAGAACUGGAUGAUCCUGGGCCUGGACAAACAGGAUGGAGAUCAGAACAUACAGCUCAACCUCUCCGUAGAAGAACAUGCAAAUGAUGAAGAGAAUAAACAGAUCUGGGCUGUGUCAAAAAAGGAUAAAGAGGCUCAGAUCUUUAAUAAAGGGUUUUCCCGGAGGCGUCUUUCAGGCCGUUACUACGCUGAAAAAUCCAUCACGUGUCACAACUGCAAAAAGUCCGGCCAUCUCUCCAAAAACUGCCCCACACCAAAGAAGGUGCCGUGCUGCUCAUUAUGUGGGGUUCAGGGACAUGUUCUGAGGAUUUGUCCAAACCGUUACUGUUCUAACUGCUCUCUGCCCGGCCACAUCAGUGACAACUGUCUGGAGAAAGCUUACUGGCACAAACGCUGCCACCGCUGUGACAUGACUGGACACUUCUCUGACGCUUGCCCAGAAAUCUGGAGACAGUAUCACAUUACGACCACUAAGGGACCUCUCUGCAAAGCCAGUGAUCCAGAGGCCUCCAGGAAACCUGCUUACUGUUAUAACUGCUCUAUGAAAGGACACUUCGGCCAUGAAUGCACCCGGAGGAGAAUGUACAACGGGACGUAUCCCACCCUGCCAUUUAUUUCCCGUUACGACACGAAGGAUCACUUCCAUUUCCGGGAAAUUCGAAUCGAAAAGCAGGCCAGAGAACUUGAGCGAGCCGGAUUGCUUUCACCUGACAGAGCCGUCGUUAUACACACCCCCCAACCUCCGAAAAAGAAACAAAAAACCAGCCACAAACAGUCUCCAUACCCAUACAGCGCUCACAGCAACAACCAGUACACACCGAAAAGACGCAUUGCACACACACCCAAACACACACACUUCAACGUCCAGAAGAACCACGGCAAACACACCCCUAAGUUUAAUGAAGCCAAAAAGAAGAAAAAAGUAAAAAGCAAAACACAAUCUGAAGUCAUUGUUAUAGAUGAAGAUGCAGACUUUCCUAGAGGUUGCAAAAAGAGCCUUCACAAGACAAGAGAUGUUUCAUCAGCCAACGUGAAGCCGAAGAAGUUCUUCGGAAAGGAAAAGAACAAUAAAAAGGACAAAAUAACAAAAAAGAAGGAGAGGAAAUGGCAAAAGAGAGAACGGAAAGCUGCUAAAGAUUCUUCCAUGUAUCCCUCUGAUGAAAACCUUUUUCUGAUUAAGCAAAGAAAGGUAAAAGGUAGGAAAAACAUUUAAAAGGGAUGUCAAGCGAUUCAUAUGAGAGUGAAUGAAUCGUCAGGUGGUUCACCUUCUACUUGUGAUUGCUUUCGGUCCGUUCUCUUCCAAUUCACAUGGUUUUGAAUACAGUAUUACGCCUUUUUAAGUUGCUCUUUAAAGACAAAUUCUACUCAAAUCAGACCCUCUCACCCAAAUUCUGUCAAUUUCUCAGUGCUUGGCUUUUAUUCAUAUACUAAUUUGACAUCAAAAAGUGCAAAAUUUUGGGAAAGAUUUAAUGUUUAGCAAAUUCAGGUAUUUUAAAAGCAGGUGUUGAGCUUGUACAUGGCCACUUGAUAGAUUUUUCUAUUUUAUGUACAUGCUGACUUCUGUAACAUUGUGAUUAAAUUAAAGUCUGUUUGUAUUGAUA
Puntigrus tetrazona (Sumatra barb) is the source of this 2293-nucleotide messenger RNA. It is a transcript of the gene zcchc7, whose product is annotated as zinc finger, CCHC domain containing 7. Gene Ontology annotation, molecular function: zinc ion binding; nucleic acid binding. NCBI's taxonomy places the organism in Eukaryota, Metazoa, Chordata, Actinopteri, Cypriniformes, Cyprinidae. The record is from RefSeq and is a predicted model, not a curated record.